Topomyia yanbarensis is the source of this 1041-nucleotide messenger RNA. RefSeq lists its product as uncharacterized. The coding region runs from base 1 to 921 and encodes 306 amino acids. The record is from RefSeq and is a predicted model, not a curated record. NCBI's taxonomy places the organism in Eukaryota, Metazoa, Arthropoda, Insecta, Diptera, Culicidae. The transcript is spliced from 2 exons.
AUGAAAUCCUCCACGUGCCUGCUGAUGUUGGGUGCCGCCGCCCUGUUUGGCGCAGUGUCCUGUGCUUCGAUCGCUUCCAAUCUGGUUGAAGCGGCCACACCCAGGAUCGCUACCAGCGAGCAGCUACUAUCGGCGAUUGUGAACGAAUGUUUCGAGCAGGAUUCGGUGCUCGGUUGCCUUAAGGGUAAAGUGCUCGUCUAUCUGGACGGUGUGCUCGGUUUAAGUGAGGAGCAAGCCCGUGCCUUCGAGGAGCAGAACGUGGACAAGGUGAUACUCGAUCGGGUAGCACGGAUUCUGGCCACCCACGAAUUUAAACUGCAGCUGCCGGACGAGGCAGUUGUUAGCUAUCGGGCCGAUAAGGGCGUGAACUUGGACGUGCUGCCAGCCGGGCUCGGUGUCGAAUCCCGUGGUCACUUACUGAAGAAGAAACUCCUGCUUCCAGUUCUGCUGCUGCUUAAGCUGAAAAUGAAAGCACUGAUGCCGAUCGUCGUCGCCCUGAUCGGACUGAAAGCCAUGAAGGCGCUGAUCCUGUCCAAGCUGGCCAUCACCCUGGUGCUCGGUUUCCUCAUUGCCCAACUGGUCAAGAAAUCCGGUCUCGGCAUGCCAAUGAUGUCAAUGAUGCCAAUGAUGCCACCGGCUGCCGAAUAUGGUGCCCCAGCUCCAGCUACCACCGAGCCACCGUCCAGCUACAACCCAUCUUCCUGGGAGCCACAGUCCGGGGGACCGUACUCCCGCGUUUGGGAACCAUCGACCUCGUCUUCCUCGCACAACCUGGCCUACAGCUCCUACUACCCAAGCUCCAGCGGAUCGUCGUAUAGUUCAACGGCGUACAACUCCGGAUCUUCCGUCUCUAGCUCUGGUUCGUCGCCGUCGUCAUCGUCAUCAUCGUCAUCAUCAUCGAGCUCCGCUCAUGCAUACUAGGGAACCAAAGUAAACCAAAAAAUAAAUAAAUUGUGCCGGGACACCACAAUCCGCGGGUAACGCAAAUGUACAGAACGGAAUGUCUUCAAACCAAAAAGCAACUUUCUCGUCGAAGACGAA